GCCUCACGCCGUUGUUGCAUUGGAAUCUUGCUAUUUAUACGGAUAUGUCUUCACAACAAACUCCUGCGCCCAUGACCCAUCUGCUGUACUCGUCCAAAUGCGCGUUGGUGAGCUGGAACGCAAAGCCUGCCGGGACCGUGUCAAUCAGCUGCGCCUUGGCCUGGGGAGCACGGAAUUUCGCCAAGCGCAGAUCGAUCAGUUUAUUGAGACAUGGGCUAUGGAGUCCGCGGUAUUUCGCACUCAGCACAAUGAGUUUGAGGACCUGGUAGCGCUAUGGAUGGAAGAUAUCCGCAGUACUGGGUCAUGUGCUUGGUGCAUUGCUGCGGGUAGGCCAGGAGGUUACGAUACCGGCAUAGACGGCUCAGAGCAUGCACGAGCUCAUUUGGAUGGCCGGAUGCCUGCAACGCGGUAAUGCUUCGAUAGACAAUUCGUAAUCGAGUGACGGUAUGCAGGAAGGCGAUUCGAAGCCUUCGCAGCGGCGUAUAGACCUCCAGAAGCAAGACACCAAACCCUCCGAUGGGUUCUCGUGCUUAGUGCUCUUCUGACCUGGUCAAUCGACUCUUCGGUCGUAUAUAACAUUGCGGCAAGUUAGAGCAAUGUAUAAUACAGAUAGAAACAGAAAGCAAACGCUUGUUG
Messenger RNA from Pseudocercospora fijiensis CIRAD86, 636 nucleotides. RefSeq lists its product as uncharacterized. The coding region runs from base 98 to 412 and encodes 104 amino acids. The record is from RefSeq and is a predicted model, not a curated record. NCBI's taxonomy places the organism in Eukaryota, Fungi, Ascomycota, Dothideomycetes, Mycosphaerellales, Mycosphaerellaceae. The transcript has a single exon.